This is a messenger RNA of Pistacia vera, 563 nucleotides long. RefSeq lists its product as uncharacterized. Gene Ontology annotation, molecular function: electron transfer activity. Bases 18 to 383 code for a protein of 121 amino acids. The transcript is spliced from 2 exons. Lineage: Eukaryota; Viridiplantae; Streptophyta; Magnoliopsida; Sapindales; Anacardiaceae. The record is from RefSeq and is a predicted model, not a curated record.
AUUUGAGAACGACAACGAUGGCGGUGAGAGGUUUAUUGGCAAUGGCGGCAACCAUGGCAUUGAUUCUUUUUCAUUUUGCAGGUAUACGUGUUCACGCAGGAGUUGAUCAUCACCUUCUCUGGUCUGAUUCUAGUCCUGGAAUGAUCUUCACUUUCUCCCUCGGUGACAAUCUGGUGAUCACUAACAACACACCUGAUGGCUUUCUACUGGUGAGUGCAUUGCAUCACAUAAAUUGUAAUACAUCGGAACCAUUUAGUGUAGAGACGGGAAGUGUGACCGUGAUUCCAUUGACUGAUACACAGACACGCUUUAUAAUCAGCGAACAGGCUGAUCUUUGCAGAGAUGGCCUCAAGUGGCAAGUGAAUGUGAGAGAUCCAAUGUAAGGGGUCAAUGAGGCUCCUUGACCCCUGUGCGUGUUUGUGGUGCUGGUGAAAUGAUCAUGGACUCAUGGUUCAUUGCUUGGAUUGAUGGUGGUUUAGUGCGAACAGUAUGGUAAUCUUUGCCACUUUUUGUUGUAACUUAUAAUGCAUCAUUUGGUUGCUGCCUUAGUUGAAUUGAUUGGC